Molecule: messenger RNA, 308 nt
Organism: Prorocentrum cordatum
Lineage: Eukaryota; Dinophyceae; Prorocentrales; Prorocentraceae
Source: the annotation of a GenBank genome assembly
GGAUGAUCGCCGCAGAUUUGGCCAAGAUGGUUGGGACGUCUGAUGAUGUCGACGACGAGGGCACUGGCAAGCUUACCGCUGAGCAGCAGGCCAGACUCGACGCCACCAAGAUCACCAUCAACAUGGAGAACGAGCGGUACUUGCAGGACCACCCAGAGAUCAAGGACCGACAUGAUCAGCGUGUUCGUCCACCAGGUCUUGGAAUACAAGCCCGACAACAUCCUGCGCUUCGCGGGGGACUUCUUCACACGGGAGGAGACCUGUACGCCACAGUCAAGAAGAAGACCGAAGAGGUGCGCAAGGACUGA